UGCACUCAACAAACCAAAUGAAGAUACGGGGUGGUCAUUCUCAUAAGUGGGCUAACGUAACCUUUGCCUGUAUGGCCGGUAAUUCGUAAGCCGCAGUGUAAUUGGUCGAUUGCUGUUUUGAGAAGGGGAUUCAUUGAGUAAUUCCAAUUUCCAAAGAACGAACAGUCAGCCAGAAUCUCUUUGAAGCAGCAACCGUUUAAUUUAGGGGGUGGCGUCUGUGUGACUGUUGCGUUUGCGAGGUUGUGCGUGCACGAAUUACUGGGGAAGUGGCACACAUUCGGAACCCGGUGCUCAGAUAUGCUGUCGAAAGCCUGUGCCGCUCGAGCUCGUUGUGGGGUAGACUCGGUUAAUAAACAGUCACAUUGACUAGAUAAGUACUGACCCAUUACAAACGGAAAGGACUGAAGUAGGCUAAUCGCGUCGCGCUCGGAAAAAGCAUCCAUUUCUGAGAGUGGGUUUUUUUAAAUCAUUAUUUUUACCAGGAUGAACAGAGCUGUAGCCGCCUGCUGGACGCUCGUACUGCUGUCGGCCUUCUUCUGCGAGACGGUGAUGUCGAAGGGCGGGCGGGGCGGGGCGAGGGGCGCGGCGCGGGGGAGCGCCCGCGGAUCGCGCACGCGGUUCAAGGCCCCGCGGCGCUACAGCUCGUCCCCGGGGAGGGUCGCCGGCGUCGCCGCGGCCGGAGCCGCCGCCGGGAUGGCCGCCGGGGCGUGGUACGGGUCGUCCUCGUCGUCUUUCGGCUCGGAGAGAGGGAACAGGACGGACGGCGACUUCUACAGCUACAGGACGUCGGGCUCCGCCCCGCGCGGGACGGCCCUCCUGCCGCUCCUCUCCCUGUUCGGUUCCGUCGGCUCGCUCACAUGCUUCGGCCUCUGACUUGCGCCGGCGCGCCUGGCUCAGGAGAGAAGUGAUACUUUACUUCAGGGCUGGACGACGUGCAACUCGAAUGCCACACAACACGUCGCCACACAGUGGCAGUCGUAUUCAGCAACGUUCAAAAUCAUCUAUUGCAACUGAAAUAAGCAAAGAGCAUAUAAUUGUCAUGGAGCGGUGUUGCUCUAAACUUUUGUUGUGGUAAAUUGUUCUGAAUGAUUCUGAAUGCAGUUAUGCCAUUAGAUAAUGUAAUGGUGUCCGGUACCUACAACGCUAAGUGUGCACAAGAGGCCCUGAUGUAAAGUAUUACUGAACAGCUAACUGUAUUGAUUUUUAUAAGUUAUAGUUUAGCAAAGUGCAGUGCAAAAUAAGUGUUAUUAAGGUAAAAUGGCUGUUAUCAAAACCACUGUUAAUUCCACACAAACAGGCUAUAUUAUUACAUAAGCUAUUGCUAUGCUAUUACUCUAUAAUGUAAAAAACAAUCAUUCCCCACUCUUCUGAUUUCCUAUGGGGUCCCACAAAAUGGUCGAUUCAUUUAAUACUUUUAACCAAUGCACUGCAUAAUUUACAUCCAGCAAACUGCAAAAUGUGGUCAUACAAUGCCCUUUAUUAGCGAAAACAGUGUUUAACUUGCUUAAUGUCUAUUUUAAAAAAAAUGUAUUAUGCAUUGGUAAAGUAAUGCAUUGGUGCCAAUUUAUACUUCAUUCCAUGGUGAAAUGCCGAAUAUAUUGAUUACACAGGGAAUAUGGAAGAACGAUCUCUAGCUCAAAAAAAACAAUGCAAAUAAUACUGAUUCUCAGUUACCAGUUAAAUCCUGUAUAUACAGUACAAAUUAGAUGUGUAGGCCUUGGCUCUCACUGAUUUCCUUGGGUAAUUCUUUCUACUCAAACAAAAUUCUGACCUUAAAACUUCAAUUCUACCUCGCGAUGAAGUCAUGGACUCAUAAAAUAGCAUAUUGGGUGGGUACAGGCUCUCUGCAACCCUAAAAGAUAAAGACUGCAUUCAAACCUACCAAAGGCCAGGAUUAAUUCUAUGAAAUAAUUGAUUUAAAAAAUCAAGACUUGCAUUCACAGCCAAUAUUGUAGGUAAUCUGAAAAAGCUUUGUACAAAUUUUUCCACAUUUUUUUGAUGGAGUGUUAGCUGCAGUAUCGGGCAGUUGAAUCCCACACAUUUCAGACUGCCGUCCCCAUUCAGAUGUUAAUUCCAUCGUCCGGGUGAGAAUCUGGAUUACCUUCUUCUAGAUCUCAGCGAGCUGUUGAUGGAACGGAAUCUAAAAAGCCUUUGGGCACUGUAGUUCUCUUGAGUAGGCUCUAUUCAGCACUGUAGUUCUCUUGAGAAGGCUCUAUUCAGCACUGUAGUUCUCUUGAGGAGGCUCUAUUCAGCACUGUAGUUCUCUUGAGAAGGCUCUAUUCAGCACUGUAGUUCUCUUGAGAAGGCUCUAUUCAGCACUGUAGUUCUCUUGAGGAGGCUCUAUUCAGCACUGUAGUUCUCUUGAGUAGGCUGUAUUCAGCACUGUGGUUCUGUUGAGGCAGAAUGGUCAUUGCUGACAUCCAACGAUGUAAAAGCCGAGAAAAAUGUUUAAAUGAGAGGUGCUGUCAUCUCCACAAAAAAGCCUUCAUCAACAUACACAUAUCUCUGCAUAUACUAGCAUAUACAUAUCGCUCUUAUAUGUGCUCAGUUUACAUGGCUAAUAUUGCUAAUGAUAACUACAUGUGCCAUGACAUUAAUUAUACCCAGCAUUAGUCUGUGGCAUAAAAGGUUGGGCCAUAUUCAGAGGAAUUGCCAUUUUGGUCGUAACUUUGAGUAUGAGAUUUAGCUACCCACUCAAGCCAAAAUUGUUAACUUUUAUUUUUUAUUUUUGGCUAAAGUAUGCUUUAAGCAGCAUGAAAACAGCAAAGCACACAUAUAGCGUAACAUUUAUAGCUUUGCGUUUGGUUAAUCUACUGAAAUUUAAAGGGCAAGUUGAGGACUAAUCAUAUGAGGUGACGUGACGUUGUCCUGCUGGACCACACAGCUCGGGCAGGGCGAUCCCCCUCAAGGCGAGAAGUGCCAAAAAAACGAGUUGUACGUCUGCUCUCAACUGCUCUUCACGAUGCCUACAUUACAUAGAUGUGCUGCUUUCAGACUUGAGCCAAAGCAGCCAUGGCACACCCACACAACCUAAUUCCAUUUCUGAAAGAACAGGUGGCAAAAAAAAGGAAAAAAAAAAAAAAGCAGAGCUUCUUGCCGCAGUGGGCCUUUAAUAAGCAAGCUGUGAGUCUCCCAAACGGAGCACCAGGCUAAAGGUACUCACGCAAAAGUAGGUUACCCAACACCAGUUACACAACUUGAGUCCUGUUGCGCUUGAACUACAACCCGAGAACUAGUCAUUCUGCUAUUCAUUGGUUAGCUACUAGUCGUUCACAGGGCUGACUGUGACGUGCUGCGUGACAACUUGCUCUUAAAAAACGGCUCUAUAAAGAGGGAGAACUGUCAGUCAAUCCGCGGCAGUGGAUUGAUUGACACAUAUGCCUACAUGUUGCUGUGAUGUGAUGGGCCUUCAGGGUGCAAUUGGUGAUUCCACAAUUGGACUGGUUGGUAAAAAUCUGUGGAUACAGAUACAGUUUAACAGCAGUCUUGGAUGAUUCAACAGUGAAAGCGAAAAAAGAUGUAAAAUAAAAAGGGGGGGGGAGGGGGUAUGGUUUUCGGGUGCUUAUGAGUUCAAUGGUUGUUGAAAGUAACUCAUAGUGCAAGCCACAUUGUGGUCUGAGCCUGAAUUUUUAAUGUUCACGCCUCCAAUUUUACGAUACAAGAAAUCUUUUAGAUUGUCCUGAACACUGUUUUGUAAACUCUGCACAGUAUAAAAUUCAGUGAGCUUCAAGUGAAAUCAAAAUCCGAUGACUGACCUUUCUCAAAAAUACAGAAUUUAAAUAAACUUGUCGUGUACCAGAGAGUAAAUUUAAUCAUGCACUGUAAUGUUUACAUAUUCAUUAUACUGAACAUCAAGUAUAUUUUGUAGAUUGACAUACAAUAUAUUUAGAGAAAUUAUAUUAAACUUUUACAAAUAUUUGCAAGUUUGAAGUUGUCAUUACACUGUAAAAAUGAUAUAAUCUUGUAUGAUAGAUUGAGUAGUUCUGAUUGACAGUGUUACUGAAAUACUUUAAUUACACUGCAACCUUUGUCACCCAAAUCCUUUUCGUAUCAAGUACAAAGUUUUGUAUUUUAUUGCUUUUACAAAUGUACUUUAAUUGCCAAUUUAUUGUGUCCUGCUGUUGACAUAAAAUUAGUCUAAAACAGAAGUUCAGUUCCAUGAAAGAAAAUUUUUUGUGAACGUAUGUUGCACUUGUAUAAAAAUGUUAAACACGCACUGAGGUUUGAACAUGUGGAACAAAUGAUUAUUCCAUUUCUUCAUAAAAAAAAUGAGAAUUUUAAGGCUUCUCCUCAUGGUUGGAUAAUUUUAUUAAAUUAAAAAUGUAAAUAUUACAUUUA
Anguilla anguilla (European eel) is the source of this 4338-nucleotide messenger RNA. It is a transcript of the gene sprn, whose product is annotated as shadow of prion protein. NCBI's taxonomy places the organism in Eukaryota, Metazoa, Chordata, Actinopteri, Anguilliformes, Anguillidae. Bases 484 to 873 code for a protein of 129 amino acids. The transcript has 2 exons. The record is from RefSeq and is a predicted model, not a curated record. Gene Ontology annotation, cellular component: membrane.